AUGACAGAAAAUAAAGACGCAAGCCAACAAACAUACCGUGAAAUAUUUCCAGCUAGUACGUCAAUUAUAGAUUUUGCAUAUUCAGAAUUACAUCCUUUAAGAGUUGGCGAAUUUAGCAUUGUGCAUGAUGACGAUUCAGAACAAAGAGGGUUUGAAUAUGACAAUGCGUAUGUUAAUAGGGAAAGUGAUAGUGACGACGAGGAUCAUAGCUAUUCAUCCGAUGAGAUAAAUUGCAAAGCAAUGGCUUUGUUUGAUUUUAUACCUGAAAACGAUAACGAAGUAGCAUUGACAGAGGGCCAAAUCAUAUGGAUUUCUUAUAGACACGGUCAAGGUUGGUUAGUUGCAGAAGACUCAGAAAGUGGUGAAAACGGGCUAGUUCCAGAAGAAUAUGUGGAGAUUUAUUAUGACGACGAAGAGGCUGAGGAUGUAGGAAAACAUAAAGAGACUAUUGAUGAUAUACCGAAGCCGUUUUUACCAGAAAUACUACAAAAUUACAAUAUACAUAAACCAGAAGAAAGUGACGGUGAAUGGGUUGACACAGAUGACGAUGUAGACACAGAAAACAUGAACCAAAAGAGAGAUAGCUUUAAUGACAAGAGGAUAUAUAAUGUACAUGGUGUACAACAAAAAGGCCAAGAAGAAGACCAAACACAACCAAGCACUUCUCACUCAGUCACAGAAAGUAGCGGCUUACAGGAAAAUGUCCAAAAUUUGUCAUUAUCAUAG
Molecule: messenger RNA, 726 nt
Organism: Debaryomyces tyrocola
Lineage: Eukaryota; Fungi; Ascomycota; Pichiomycetes; Serinales; Debaryomycetaceae
Source: the annotation of a GenBank genome assembly